AUGGGAGAGGCGGAGAUGAGGGGAGGCAGUGAGCUUUCACAGCCUCAGUCAGCUCUUUCUGCAGCGGCCGUAGACACCCCAGUGGGAAAGGGCCUUUGCGGUGGCGUGCCGAUGGAUCGUUGUUGGGGGGGGGGGGGGGGGCGGGGGGGUGGGGGGGGGGGGGGGGGGGGGGUGGGGGGGGGGGGGGGGGGGGGGGGGGGGGGGGGGGGGGGGGGGGGGGGGGGGGGGGGGGGGGGGAUUGAAAUGCGGAACGCGGGCACGCACCAGCGCUAUAUCCAAGACAUCCAAGACCCGACGCGCUGCUACAGUCGCCCGGGGAACGAUCCGUUUUGUGGGAGGAAAGAUGUUGGGAGUGCGCUUGGAGAGAGGUGGUCUGAGAACACCGCGCGGUUAUGUUGCUUUGUACGCGCUGCACUUCUGAUGCUGAUACUGAGGCUGGUGCUGAAGCUGCGGCUGGUCCGCUCUGGUCCUCUGCGCGCUCGCACUGGAGGUGGGGGAGAGACGCGGCAUCACAGCGUCGGAAAGGGGGGGCCACCCCCAAUAACAAAAAAAAAUAAAAAAACCCGGGUGGGGGGGGGGGGGGGCGGGCCAGGGGGGGGGGGGGGGGGGGGGGGGGUCGGGGUUGUGCGAGAACCCAAAAAAACACCAUGUGGGGGGGGGGGGGGGGGUGGGGGCGUGGGGGGGGGGGGGGGGGGGGGUACGGGAUGGUCGGUUAUGGACCAACUCAAGGGUUGGGCAAAGCUGCCAGGCUUGACCAUAUGGGGGCUGGGGUAA
Messenger RNA from Knipowitschia caucasica, 774 nucleotides. NCBI's taxonomy places the organism in Eukaryota, Metazoa, Chordata, Actinopteri, Gobiiformes, Gobiidae. The record is from the annotation of a GenBank genome assembly.